This is a messenger RNA of Lodderomyces jiufengensis, 444 nucleotides long. RefSeq lists its product as uncharacterized. The coding region runs from base 1 to 444 and encodes 147 amino acids. The record is from RefSeq and is a predicted model, not a curated record. NCBI's taxonomy places the organism in Eukaryota, Fungi, Ascomycota, Pichiomycetes, Serinales, Debaryomycetaceae. The transcript has a single exon.
AUGAAUCAUUCCUUUACUGACAAAAUACAAGAUGAAAAAAAAAUAAUGAACCAACAUUUAGAUGAAGCAGUGGAUAUUAUUAAAAAAAGAUUGCCACAAUUAGAUACUGGUGUAUUAACGGUUAGCUAUGAAACAGCUAAAUUUUUGCGUGAAGGAGUUAAACAUAUGGUAGAUUAUAGGUCUUAUUUAGAGGAUGAGCUAUUUGCUGUAGAAAAAUCUAUUAUGGAAUAUGAACUUCACGCUGCAAAAAAUUUAAAAAAAAAUAUUGACUUAGAAAUCCAGAAUUUAAUUAUACCAGAAUUUGGGCACAAGUCGAUGAAAUUCAUUGUAAGUGAUUUGGGUGAACAACUUGAAAAAUUGGAAAAAGAACGAUCAAAAAUAUUUGAAGAAGUUACAGAAAAAAAAAAUAAUGCAGAAUUUGAAAGGAUUAGAAAACUGGAAUAA